Neurospora hispaniola is the source of this 3253-nucleotide messenger RNA. RefSeq lists its product as uncharacterized. Gene Ontology annotation, molecular function: protein binding; RNA binding. Lineage: Eukaryota; Fungi; Ascomycota; Sordariomycetes; Sordariales; Sordariaceae. The transcript has 3 exons. Gene Ontology annotation, biological process: positive regulation of rRNA processing; positive regulation of transcription by RNA polymerase I. Gene Ontology annotation, cellular component: nucleolus. The record is from RefSeq and is a predicted model, not a curated record. The coding region runs from base 87 to 3017 and encodes 976 amino acids.
UGGGAGGAUGAGGCGGACAUGAAGCUCGGUACGACAAAUCGUGUGUUCCUUGCCCGACUUGCAUCGUCAUAUACUCAAACGACAAGAUGGUGGAGCUACGCACCCCUCGCAAGACCUCGAAGGCGUCCAAGAUGGAUGCGAAUGGUGAAACCGCCUCGCUGAAGAAGAGAAAGAGAGAGCCCAAGGAAGAGACGACCGCUUCGCAAAAAAGGCAACGAUCGAAACCAAAGACCCAGCCUGCUGCCGCCAAUGGCAAUGUUGACGAUACUACCGACUCCCAAGAAAGCACCCUUUUCGAGAACAAAGACCUGCAAACGGCCAAUGGCGAUUUGGAACUUACGGAUGCUUCGAAUACCUUGACGACGCGCAACACAUCGGCAUGGAAGGUGUCAAAUCCUAUGGGCGGCCGCAUGCUCGACAUCGAUCCCAUAUUCUCCUUGGAUGAACGAUACCUCCUUAUCACCUACAACACAUCAAUUCAAGUCUAUUCCACUGAGGAUUCCCUGCUCGUCAGGAGGAUCUCCCUUCCCAUCACCAAGCUCGACAGCGGCGCCGAACUUUCUUCUCCCCACAUCGUCGCGUCUGCGCUAUCCGCCAGCGCACCCGAAUUCCUCUGGGUUGCAUGCUCAGAUGGCCGUAUCUGGCACCUCAACUGGGCAACAGGCGAAGGCGCCGAAACACCCUUCACGAUUGACGUCAAGAAAGUCCUCGACAUGACCGUCGAGUCGGUCGACAUUCGCGACAAGCAAGAAGAUGUCCUUUUCAUUCUCCAGAAGUUGACCAAAUCCUCGGCGCAAAUCGUGGCCUACGACCUCAAGGCCCUCCGUAAGAAGACCGGCAAGCUUAUCCACACAUACGACGAGAACCCGCAAUUGCUUCGUUCCGCUGCUGGUGGCAGACUCAUUGUUGCUGCCGCGAAGGAGACGCUACACAUCGGCACUUUGAAGUCCAAGGGAAAGACCGUCAAGGCGGUUGAUGACCUCGAAUACGCGUUCCACUCUUUCGGCGUGCCGGAUUUGGUCACUUGCCUCGACAUUCGUCCGACUCUCCAAACAACUAAGAAGGGUGGCAUAGAAAUCCAGUUCGUUGAUCUCGUCAUCGGAUGCGCUCGCGGUGCCAUCUACGUUUAUGGUGACCUUCUCUCGAAACUACCCGGCAGCGCGACCAAGGGGGGUCCUAUUCAGCCCCGCAAGCUACAUUGGCACCGCAGGGCCGUCCACAGCGUCAAGUGGUCUGAAGAUGGUAACUAUCUGAUAUCCGGCGGUGCCGAAACCGUACUCGUUUUGUGGCAGUUGGAUACCGGCAAGAGGGAGUUCUUACCUCACCUUUCAGCAACUAUUGAAAACAUCGUCGUUUCCCCCAAGGGAUCAUCCUACGCUCUCCACCUCGACGACAAUUCUGCCAUGGUGCUCUCGACCGCUGAGAUGAAGCCCACGACCUACGUUUCCGGCAUUCAGUCUUUGGUUCUCAGCGACAAGCCGUCGAAGGAGUCUCUGGUGCGCCGUGUCUGGAGAUCUGUCGACGAAAUCUCAACACCCUUGAUCACUACCAGUAACCCUACCAACCCUUCACAAAUAUUCCUCUGCGUCGGCAAUGGGCAGCAGGCCAGCUCGACAGGAAAUGCACCGUCCACACCACUUAUCCAAGUUUUCGACGUCUCCUCGUUUCAGGGCGUUAGCAAGCAUCCCAUUGCGCGCACCAACCCUACCGAUACCAACAUGACAAGCCAGGGUGCGCCAAUCAUUGAGCCUAGAGUCACCAAGAUGGCCUUUUCCCACGAUGGGAAAUGGCUUGCGUCGGUAGAUGAGUGGCAGCCACCUGAGAGGGACCUUGAGCCUCUCUUGACUGGCUCAAAGACCCCAUGCGAAGUUUCGCGGGAAAGACGGGAGAUCUACCUCAAAUUCUGGGAGAUUGAAGCGGAGGAUAACUCGUUGCAGCUCGUUUCGCGCAUCAACGAGGCACACUUCACAACAGAGUCCGAGACCAUCCUGGAUGUGGCCAGCGACCCCAUUUCAUCUCGAUUUGCUUCUCUUGGCACUGACGGUGUAGUACGUUUCUGGAGCCCCAAGCUGCGCAGGAAAGACGGUUUGGCGUCAACCGGUCCCGAAGGCCAACAGCUUCGAACAUGGUCAUGCUCUCGGGCUGUUGAGCUCCCUGCUUAUGGGCAACUGGAAGAGGCGGUAGAAGUUUCUCCCAAGACCCCUCGCAGCGGUGCCCUUGCCUUCUCUGAAGACGGCUCUGUGCUCUUUGCUGCCUACGGCCCUUCAUCCGGAGCUGUUGUUGUAGUUAUCGAUACGGCGACCGGCGCUAUUCGUGACACCAUCCCCGAUUUGUCUAGGGGUGAUAUCCGGGGUGUCGAGGCCGUUUCUUCGUCUUUGAUCAUCCUUUCGGAGGAUCUCACGGUCUACGACAUCGUGUCAGAUGAAGUGCAGUACAGCUUCGCCCUGAAGGAGACUUCAGAGGCUGCCAAGCAGAUGACCCAUUUGGCGGUCAACCGGGAGUCCCGAUCCUUUGCUGUCGCUGCCCCUAUCCCCAACUCUAGCCAGGAGAAGUUGAAGAAGGGCGCAAAGUCAGAGCUUGUUGUCUUCUCGGUCGAUGAGGAAGUGCCUCAACUGAUUCAGAUGUUCCCUCAGGUCAUCACUGCGGUCCUCCCUGCUACCAACUCGGCUGGCUUCGUCGCAGUUGACUCUGCUGCCCAGAUCUGGUCCAUCACUGAAAGCGGAGAGCAGGCGCAAAUGCUUCAGCCUCUGGCGGAUCUCAACAUGGAGGAAAGUGCCAGUGCCGUAGCCCCAGUGGAUCAUGCGGUUGAGGACGGCGAGGCAAGCGACGAGGAGAUGCAGGACGCGGACGCGGAUGUUGGGAUGGAGGAUGAUGACUACGAUGUCCAUCAGGCUGUCGUCGCUCCCCAGAAGCUGGCCGAGAUCUUUAACGCUGCGCCUGCAUUCGCUAUGGCCCCCAUUGAGGAUAUCUUCAACCAGGUCGCCUCAUUAUUCUCCACGAGGCCUUCUACAAUCUAAACUCAGGACGUAUCUAUUGCUAGAUCUCGCAUCUCGAGUCGGCCCGUCUCACGUGUGAAGAUCAUGCGAGAACCGCACAAGUCGGUCCAGUUGCGUAAAGGAGGCAAAACCGAUAGUUCGCAGGGUCUACAGAGUUUGAUGGAUAAUUUCGAUUCAUCCCUUCGCCUGCGCACCUGCUCAUCGUGCCUUCGAAAGCUCAAGGCCGGGGGCACCAGGAGUCAUAACGUCUUGGAGUU